Molecule: messenger RNA, 2311 nt
Organism: Leucoraja erinaceus (little skate)
Lineage: Eukaryota; Metazoa; Chordata; Chondrichthyes; Rajiformes; Rajidae
Exons: 1
Coding region: 13-2061 (682 amino acids)
Source: RefSeq, a predicted model, not a curated record
GAAAAGCUGUUAAUGAAGCAAUAUAAUCAUGACUUCAAUGAAAGUACCAGCCAAGAACAUGAAGAAAUGUCUAGAGAAGAAUUGAAAUUCUUAGAUAUUAUGAACCAUUCAGUUAAGAUGAAAAAUGGACAUUAUUGUUUGGAUUUACCUUUCAAGAAGGAAAGUGUUAAUUUACCAAAUAAUCGCUAUAUGGCUGAACAGCGUAUUCAUGGUUUGAAACGUAAAUUUGUUAAGAACACGAAAUUCCAAGAGGAAUAUACAUCCUUCUUACAGAAUAUGAUUAAUAAUGAUUAUGCUGAAAGGAUACCAAUGAAUCAACUAUAUCGAGAUGAUGGAGAGAUCUGGUAUAUUCCGCACCAUGGGGUGUACCACUCGAAGAAAGGGACAUUGAGGGUGGUCUUUGACUGCGCGGCAGUCUUUAAAGGGACAUCACUUAACAGUGAAUUACUGCAAGGUCCAGACCUUACUAACUCGCUCCUUGGAGUUCUCAUCAAAUUUAGGCAAGAACCGAUAGCUUUGAUGGCUGAUAUCAGAGCAAUGUUUUAUCAAGUGAAAGUAACUGGUAAACAUAUUGAUUAUCUGCGAUUCUUAUGGUGGCCUGAAGGGGAUGUGCAGCAAGACCUUGUUGAUUACCGAAUGAAAGUACAUCUUUUCGGAGCAGUGUCAUCUCCAAGUUGUGCGAAUUUCGCUUUGAGGAAAACCGCAGAGGAUAAUAAAGAUUAUUUCCCAGAGGAGGUAAUUUCCACUUUGAUAAAUAAUUUUUAUGUGGACGAUUGCCUAAAAUCCGUAUCUACCGAGUUAGAGGCAAUUCAAAUAGUGAAGCACCUAACCUCUCUCUGCAAUAAGGGAGGAUUUGUACUUACCAAGUGGGUCAGCAACAGUCGUGCUGUUUUGGAAAGCAUUCCACCAGAUGACAGAGCCGAAGAAACCAAGGUGAUGGAUUUAGACAAAGACAACUUGCCAAUGGAAAGGGCACUGGGACUGCACUGGUGUGUGGAAACGGAUGUGUUUAAGUUUAAAUUGUCAAUUCAGGAACGACCAUGCACAAGAAGGGGUAUCUUAUCUGUGAUUGGUUCAGUAUAUGAUCCUUUGGGAUUUCUGGCACCAUUUACACUGCUAGCCAAGUUAAUUUUACAGAAUCUGUGUCGAGAAAAACUUGGUUGGGAUGAGAGUAUAACUCAAACAUCCUCGCACAGUUGGACAGAAUGGUUAAAAGACCUCCAAAAAAUGUCAACGUUUAAGGUAGAUCGGUGUAUAAAGCCUAAAACCAUUGGUAAUAUCGGAAAUGCGCAACUGCAUCACUUUUCGGAUGCCAGCGAAAGUGGUUAUGGGACUGUUUCAUACUUAAGACUACAAGAUGUAAACAAAAGAGUGCAUGUUGCAUUCGUAAUGGGAAAAGCCAGAGUAGCACCAUUGAAGCAAAUGACGAUUCCCAGAAUGGAACUUACAGCAGCAGUCUUAGCUGUGAAAAUUGACAUAAUGCUGAAAAAGGAACUGCAAUUUCAACUGGAAGAAUCUACCUUCUGGACCGAUAGUACUACGGUUUUGAAAUACAUUAACAAUGAAAGCAAACGUUUUAUGACAUUUGUUGCAAAUAGAGUUUCCUUUGUACUAGGAGCUACUAAUGUUUCUCAAUGGAGAUAUGUUAAUACAAAGGAAAAUCCUGCGGAUGAAGCCUCUAGGGGACAAACAGCAAAUUGCUUUCUUAAUAACAAGAGAUGGAUCAAUGGGCCAAAGUUUCUUAGUAAGCCAAGUAGAGAAUGGCCAAAGCUUGAACUCGGAUUUGAAAUCUCUACAACAGAUCCGGAAAUUAAACAAAACAUUUCGGUGAAUGUGAUUGAAAAAAACUCAUAUGACACCGUGAAUAGUUUAAUUACCCACUUUUCAUCAUGGAAUAAAUUGAGAACAUCGGUAGCCUGGUUUCUUAAAAUAAAAGCAAGAUUGUUGAUGAAAAUUCGGGAAAAGAAACAAAUAACAGAAAGUAUCUUGGAGAAGAAUCCUGCGGAAAGGGGGGUAGAAUACUGGAAAUCAUGCCUGAUGUUCAGGGUUUGGUACGUAUAGUGCGACUGAAAACAAAAAACAAUGUUUUAAUAAGACCAAUAACUAAGUUGUGCUUGCUUCUAGAAGGCGAAAGCGAAGAUGGAAGAGUCGAGAAAGAAUUGUGAUUGCAGAUAUAUAGUGCAUGCUAUUUUUUCCUCAUUAGUAUAGUGGUUAGUAUCCACGCCUAGCAUGCGGGCGAUCGCGGUUUGAUUUCCUGACGAGGGAGCCACAGGGUUUUAUUCCCUGAUAUUUUGAUUUUGAUUUUGAUUUU